UUAAGGGAAAAAAGAACUUUCGCUCUAGAGCCCUAGAUCUUCUCCUUCGCUUUGAUGAACUGGUAGCGGUGAUCUUCGGCUCAAGAACCCUAGAGCUCCCAACUCCCUGUCUUGUGUCUUCGGCUUUGCAUACUGGUGCAAGCGAGCUACAGGCCUUGUGCAUCUUUGCUUCAGGUUAUGGCCUAUGCAAGAUAAGUAGCAAAACAUACACCAUAAAAGUUUCCACAGAGAUUCUUUGACCAAAAAGUUGGUCAAUGGCAGAAUCAAUAUCAAAUUUUUGGGGUCCUGUAACAUCAACUGAUUGGUGUGAGAAAAACUAUGUCCACUCAUCGUACAUCGCAGAAUUCUUCAAUACUGUAUCAAAUGUUCCAAGCAUUGUUUUGGCAUUUAUUGGCCUCGUAAGUGCCUUAAGCCAGAGGUUUGAGAAGAGGUUCAGUGUGCUGCAUAUUUCCAACAUUAUACUUGCCAUUGGGAGUAUGAUGUACCAUGCAACAUUACGACAUGUGCAACAGCAAGGUGAUGAAACACCAAUGGUUUGGGAAAUGCUAUUGUACUUCUACAUCCUCUAUUCUCCAGAUUGGCACUACAGGAGUACAAUGCCUACAUUUUUAUUCUUCUACGGAGCAGGGUUUGCCAUGAUCCAUGCAUUGAUGCGCUUUGGGAUCGGAUUCAAGGUGCACUAUGCAGUCUUGUGUCUCCUCUGCAUUCCCAGGAUGUACAAGUACUACAUCUACACGAAGGACGUGGAUGCAAAACGGCUGGCAAAGUGGUAUGUGGCCACCAUAUUCCUGGCGACACUGUGUUGGCUUUCGGAUCGGAUAUUAUGUGCUGAGGUUUCGCAGUGGCGGUUCAAUCCCCAAGGGCAUGCUGUGUGGCAUGCCUUGAUGGGCUUCAAUUCGUACUUUGCGAACACGUUCCUGAUGUUUUGCCGCGCAGAGCAAUUAGGGUGGAACCCUAGAGUCGUCUAUGCCCUGGGGUGUCUCCCUUACGUGAAGGUUCAGAAGCCAAAAGCUCAAUGAACAAUGUAUCAAGCAAGUAAACGACAUCUCUCUUCUCUUUUGGCAGCUUAGGUUUAGGGUUACAUUUGUUUUGGACUGACAGGCAAGCAAACACGUGUAUUUCUAAUUCCUUAGUACCUACUACCUACCCUCAUUUUUGUCCUAUAAUUUACUUCUUUUGCCAUUUGUUUUAGUUAAAUGGAUGUGUAAAUGAUACUUGGAUGUUGACUUCAUAUGUUGGAUUUUCGUCACAAA
Messenger RNA from Linum tenue, 1253 nucleotides. NCBI's taxonomy places the organism in Eukaryota, Viridiplantae, Streptophyta, Magnoliopsida, Malpighiales, Linaceae. The record is from the annotation of a GenBank genome assembly.